CCCAACCUGUUUAAUCGGAUUACAGACGUUGACAUUACAAUUGGUUUGAACACUAGUGAUUGCAUUUCAUCAUGUUGGGGAUAAUCGCUAUUGAGAUUAUUAACCUGUAAAUUAAAUAUGACGGCUGUAAUUGACACGAAUAAUUGGUAGACACAAAUGAACAGAACGAUAUAGCACUGUGGGAGUUAUAUAAAAAUGCUGAAGAUGACCAAACCAUUCAUAAAAAUGAAGAUCUUCGCAUUGAUGCUUACGUUGUCCUUCCUAUUUAGCCAAGCAAUAGCAGAUCCUCAAUGUUUUGUUAGUUGUAAACAUAUAUGCGCCAUAUCAAAAUCCCAGGCAGCACUGCUUUGUCCUAUGUGUAAAUGCUGUCCACAGAUAACAUGUAGAUACUGUAUGUUUGGAUACGUACUAGCCAGAGACAGCACUGGAUGUAGAAGUUGUCGGUGUAAAUGGCCAAUGUAAAAACCGAAGAAACCCGAAUAUACACUUUAUUAGUGCCACAUUACUGAGUGAUUAUUUCUGUUAUUGUUUUUGAGAAUCAUUAAGAAUAAACCUAGAUUUUUA
Mytilus trossulus (common blue mussel) is the source of this 564-nucleotide messenger RNA. RefSeq names its product BPTI/Kunitz domain-containing protein 4-like. Bases 196 to 462 code for a protein of 88 amino acids. The record is from RefSeq and is a predicted model, not a curated record. NCBI's taxonomy places the organism in Eukaryota, Metazoa, Mollusca, Bivalvia, Mytilida, Mytilidae. The transcript is spliced from 3 exons.